Cuculus canorus (common cuckoo) is the source of this 1589-nucleotide messenger RNA. It is a transcript of the gene GSG1, whose product is annotated as germ cell associated 1. Gene Ontology annotation, cellular component: plasma membrane. Bases 539 to 1582 code for a protein of 347 amino acids. The record is from RefSeq and is a predicted model, not a curated record. Lineage: Eukaryota; Metazoa; Chordata; Aves; Cuculiformes; Cuculidae. The transcript is spliced from 11 exons.
CUUUGCCAGGACAGUAGAUGUCCUUAGACAUUUAGGACACAGAAGAGAGACAUAAUCUUCUUCCCUUGCUGGACAAGUAAAUAUGCUCUGGCUGUCUGAUCCAAACAGUUACACCUGUCCAAGCAGGAAAUCCCAAGCUCCAUAUCAGCAAUGAAAUAUGGAUUCUGCAUACUUGCAACUGCAUGGCAGAAAGGGUCUUUGUGAAUGGAGACCAUGAAGAAGCCUGUGACCCCUAGGUCCUUUUGCAAGAUUUCAAGAUUCCAGACUUUCUUCCACACAAGCUUUGUGCCAAUUCCAACAUCAAUAAGGAUCAGCUGUGCUGCAGAUUUGCAUCUGUGAGAAUCACUCUGAAGACCCAGCUUUAUAGCGUGAACAUCCUAGAGUUGCCAGAGUUGAAGUACUCUGUGAAAAUCAACCCACUUUAAAUAGUCUUGUGUUUCCUACCAAGAAAAUGAGGCAUCUAGAAUCUCUAGGCAGCUGAAGAGACGAUGUCAGGACAGCGUAUGAUCCCUGAGGGAGGAGGGCUGCAUGGAGGGCUAUGAAGAAUCUGGGUGUGCCUCUUGAGACCUGCCAGAAAUCUCUCCAGGCUCAGAUAACUCAAAGAGAAGGACCUGCCUCCCGUAUCACAGACAAGAUGGAGCUGCUGAAGGGACUGCCAUGGCAUCGUGGUUUUCUGGCUGUCAUCCUGAACCUGCUGGCUCUCACCCUCUCCACAACUGCCUUGCUUGUCAGCUACUGGUGCACUGGGACCCAGAAAGUGCCCAAACCCUUGUGUGGGAAGAGUAAAGACACUAAAUGCAUCGGUGUCCCCAUGCCACAUGACGCAGGUGCUAGCAAUGUUUCAUCCCAGGAUGUGGUGCACUACAGCUGGGAGACCGGGGAUGAUCGCUUUGCCUUCAGAUACUUCCACACGGGGAUGUGGCUUUCCUGCGAAGAGAGCAUGGAGGGGCCAGAAGAGAAAUGCCGUAGUUUUAUAGAGCUUUCACCACCAGCAGAGAGAGGAAUCCUGUGGCUAUCACUGGGAUCAGAGAUGCUGUACAUCAGCUUGCUGCUCAUCAGCUUCAUUCUCCUGAUGGUGGAAAUGCUGUAUACUGGCAAUCCGGUCUGUGGGUUGAAGCUCAAUGCCUUUGCUGCUGUCUCAUCAGUGUUGUCAGGUCUCCUUGGGAUGGUGGCACACAUGAUGUAUACUCAAGUCUUCCAGGCAACGGUUAAUCUUGGACCAGAAGACUGGAGACCACACUCCUGGGACUACGGCUGGGCAUUCUACAUGGCCUGGGCCUCCUUCACCUGCUGCAUGGCCUCUGCUGUCACCACUCUCAACACCUACACCAAGACAGUGCUGGAGUUCAAAAGAAACCACAUCAAGGGCUAUGACGGGAGCUUCAAGGAUCAGCCUCAGCACCACCAAUGCUUUGUACAGCAGCAAAUAAGCAGCUACUAUGAUCCCCAAGGCAAGCCCGUCCAUUCAGUCUCUGAGGCAGUCGAAUUCUACUCCAAGCUGCAGCAGAAAGUGCUACAGCAGGAACCAGAGCUGGAGCUGGAUGAAGUCUUGGGACAGACGAUUGGGGAGGAUCACUGUUAGGGAUGAG